Molecule: messenger RNA, 663 nt
Organism: Aspergillus caelatus
Lineage: Eukaryota; Fungi; Ascomycota; Eurotiomycetes; Eurotiales; Aspergillaceae
Exons: 1
Coding region: 285-503 (72 amino acids)
Source: RefSeq, a predicted model, not a curated record
UAGAGCGAUGCACCUCAGCCAUCCAUGCUAGCUAGCAAUACCGACUUAGCCCCACAUCGUGCUGAGUACCCCCACUCGCAAGUAUUAAAGAAAGGGCCACAGAAGCUUUUCGGCCCCAAAAUGAGUGACCGCUGAUCGCAUAUCCAAGAGCACAUAUUCCUUCUUCGGCUUAGUUCAUCAAGCGAGUAUUGUUAGCAGAGCCCAUGGGUGGGUCUCGGUAGUAGAGUGGGAUCAUCCGACAACCAGAUGAAUUGAGCUAUAUAUGUACAUAUCAAAAUGAAGCUAUGGCCUUUGCACAUGCUGAGUUAUGUGUUGAUACUCCAAUCCAUGGCACCAGUCUCUAUCCCGAACGUGAGCUCAAGAUUAGAUGGGUGACAAAAUGCGCUGUGUCCUUUUGUGCCAGGAAUUACAAACUCGCUGUCAUCCGUGGCAUUCCAUCAAUCCCUGUGUCAGAGCCAGACUGGGGAGAGUUGUUUAAUGAAACGAGGCACACGAAUUAUUAGUAACAGUCAAAUGCUUUUGCACUUCCCUCUAUGCUGGAAGCCGAGCCGUGUUCCGCUGAGCGCAAACGCAUCGAUUCAAGCGCUAUAUUCCUCAGAGGUUAUUAGUGACCCUGAAUAUGCAAUCUGCUAUUAACGCCACGAGUUACAUUAUAUAUACACC